UGCGCGGGCGCGCGCUGAGUUAUCUCGUCGGCCUCAUAGGCUAGCUGCGUUCCAUCUUUACCUCUCGCCACCCAGCAGCGCAGCGGCUUCUGACUCCAACGAGGACUACAAGCUGAUCUUUUUUUUGGAAAGGCAGCAGCACUUCCCCACUGGCGCUUGCUUCAUCCUCACUGAGCCUAUACUCACGAUAUCGUACCGAAAGAGAAGCAGCACGAGGAGCGCCGCACGAGAUGUCGUCGUCGCUGCUGCAAAACGUCCUCGCAUCGAGGUUGGCCCAAGCCACAUUGACUGGGGAAUCGUCGCAGGAGGCUGACGUCAAAGAAGAGAAUCAUGAGAGCCAACAAGCUCGGGAUUCUGCGGGAGGAGAAGUGGGGGACGAGACAUUGAGGCCGAGAGAGGAGAGGGUGGACUCCGCAAGAGGAGGAAGUGGCGGCACAGGCCUAGGGUCUGACGAUUGGGAGAUGGUCACAGGCGGAGAGGGGCGAAGCAGCAACCACGAAGAUGCUGGGGCUUUGAGCGAUGAGGAGCUUGUCGGCGUGAUCUCACUGCCCGGGACGAUUCCAAGCACACCCCAAAUCAGCCGGCCUCCCUCCCCAGGCACGGCUGCCCGAAUGAAUGUUGUCGGAGGCGCACUCGCAGCCACCGUCUCGGGAGGCAUCGCGAGUCCGUCAAAGAAAACUGCUCCAUUGCCCACGUCGGCCCUGGCCAAACACUCGAUCUCGGCGUCACCGGCUCCUCGGAAGAGCAAGACCGAUCCAUUACAUGCUUUUCCUCGCGAGGUCUCUCAACGGAUCUUUGUCGCCCUUCCCAUUCCCGCUCUCAUCGCAUGCUCCGGCGUCUCCAAGAGGUGGAGGCGUUCAGCAACGCUCAAUUACUGCUGGUAUCUCCAGUGCCGGCGCGGCCGAUCGGUGCAGGAAGACGGAAGAGGAGCUGCAGUGGUCGAGCCACCCUCGGGCGGAUUCAAGUGGACGCGGAGAGAGUCGAAAACGGACUGGAAGAUGCACUAUAUGCUCGAGCGUCGCUUGGUGGCUCGCGACGAGGAGCGGGCCACGAGAAAUCCUCUAUUGACGGGUGGCUCGUCGGGUUAUUCGACACCAAGCCGAUCGCAGAGGCUGCGUGACGAAGGCAUCAAGACUCCAAAUGCCGUUCGGCAGGAGCAGUGGGCCGCACAGGACGAGGCGUCCUCGGUCGGGUAUUCCAAGAAUGAGAUGCGAGAGUACUACAAGUCUCAGGGAACACGAGGCGGCAAGAUGAGGGGGAAAACAGGAAAGGGAGGGCACAAGACUGGCUCAGUCGGUGAUGGCAGUCUGUGGGAGUAAGGUGCAGACACUGUCCAGCCAUGCUCAAUACCCCUGAAAUGUAGUUGUAGCCCUGUCUCAACAUUAAUUGUCGGAUCAAGUGUCGACUGAUGAGGACAGGAACUGAUGAUGCCGUAUAUACAGGUGCAA
Molecule: messenger RNA, 1448 nt
Organism: Acaromyces ingoldii
Lineage: Eukaryota; Fungi; Basidiomycota; Exobasidiomycetes; Exobasidiales; Cryptobasidiaceae
Exons: 3
Coding region: 231-1319 (362 amino acids)
Molecular function (GO): protein binding
Source: RefSeq, a predicted model, not a curated record